Messenger RNA from Capsella rubella, 1892 nucleotides. RefSeq names its product tricyclene synthase, chloroplastic. Gene Ontology annotation, molecular function: magnesium ion binding; terpene synthase activity. Gene Ontology annotation, biological process: diterpenoid biosynthetic process. The record is from RefSeq and is a predicted model, not a curated record. Lineage: Eukaryota; Viridiplantae; Streptophyta; Magnoliopsida; Brassicales; Brassicaceae.
AAAAAUGCCUAAACGACAGACUCAUGAUCCACGUUUCAUUCGGAAGGCUGAGUCGUCGAAAACACAAUCACAGCCUCUUGUAGCCCGUCGCUCAGCAAACUACCAACCGUCUCUAUGGGAGCACGAGUAUCUCCUCUCGCUCGGUAAUACAUAUGUGAAGGAUGACAACAUCGAGAGGGCUAAGUUAUUGACGAAUCAAGUGAGUAAAAUGUUGAAUGAAACGGAGGGUUUACCCGAACAGCUAGAGCUCGUAGACAUUUUACAAAGACUUGGCGUUUCUUAUAAUUUCGAAGGUGAAAUCAAGAAGAUUCUAACGAAUGUACAUCGAAAAAACGUGAGAGCAGACAAAAGCCAGAUGGAUCAAAAGAGAUGGGAAGACUUAUAUGCGACUGCUCUCGAGUUUCGACUCCUAAGGCAACAUGGUUUUGAUAUCGCACAAGAUGUUUUUGACAGAACUUACGGAGAUGGUUUGGAUGAUGAAGAUUUCAAGAGUAUUCUUUCACUAUACGAAGCUUCAUACCUCUCGACCAGAUUCGAUACGAAACUGAAAGAGACUAUAUAUUUCACAACAGAACGGCAUAGAAACUUUGUGAAAAGGAAGAAAACUGAGACCAAACCUUAUGUUCGGAAAAUGGUGAUACAUGCUUUAGAAAUGCCUUACCAUCGGAGAGUUGGAAGACUAGAAGCAAGAUGGUACAUAGGCGUGUACGGAGAGAGAGACGACAUGAACCCUAUCUUGCUCGAAUUCGCUAAACUUGAUUACAAUAUCGUUCAAGCUAUACAUCAAGACGAGCUCAAAUAUCUUUCUAGCUGGUGGAGCAAGACAGGAUUAACUGAACACCUUGAUUUCGUAAGAGAUCGAAUAACGGAGAGUUAUUUCUCGAGCGUUGGAGUGAUAUAUGAGCCCGAGUUUGCUUAUCAUCGACAAAUGCUUACAAAAGUUUUCAUGCUUAUUACAACUAUCGACGAUAUAUACGAUAUCUAUGGGACACUGGAGGAGCUCCAACUAUUCACGACCAUAGUUGAAAAAUGGGAUGUGAAUAGUCUUGAAGAACUUCCCGAGUACAUGAAGUUAUGUUUUCUCUGCCUCGUCAAUGAAAUCAAUCAGAUUGGAUAUUUUGUUCUCAGAGAUAAAGGAUUCAAUGUGAUCCCUUACCUCAAAAUAUCCUGGGCAGAUAUGUGUAAAACGUUUUUAAAAGAGGCAGAGUGGUACAAAAGUGGUUACAAACCCAACUUCGAAGAAUACAUGCAAAAUGGCUGUAUCUCAAGCUCGGUCCCUACCAUACUUGUACACUUGUUCUGUCUCUUCUCCGACCAAACCUUAGAUAUUCUCGUCUCUUAUCAUCACUCUGUUGUUCGAAGCUCUGCCACCAUCCUUCGUCUCGCUAAUGAUCUCGCCACUUCUUCGGAGGAAUUAGCGAGAGGCGACACUAUGAAAUCCGUACAAUGUCACAUGUAUGAGACUGGAGCUUCAGAAGCAGAGUCAUGUGCGUACAUUCGACGAAUGAUCGGUGUGGCUUGGGAUGACUUGAACUUGGAGAAAAGAAUUUGUAGGCUACAUCAAGGUUUCGUUGAAGCUGCGGCUAAUCUUGGACGUGUGGCUCAAUGCGUUUAUCAGUAUGGUGAUGGCCAUGGCUGUCCCGACAAAGCUAAGACCAUCGAUCAUGUCCGGUCCUUGCUCAUCCACCCCAUUCCACUUGAUUAAUUAAUUAGUCUCUCAUAUGUAAUAAGUGUUAAACCACGCAAAUAAUGGAUUAUUAGUUCAAAGAGAUGAGAGAUGCAUAUAUACUUCUCUCCUCAAUUAAUAAAUUGUGUACUUUCGCUAGCUUUUCUCAAUAUCAUGAGCUUGUAAAAUCAAGUUCGAUAUGGCUUCAAAUGGUAACAUUUAGAAG